AGAAACCCAGGAAGAGAAGAAGAAGAAGAAGAAGAAGAAGACGACGACGACGAAGCAGAAGAAGGAGAAGAAGGAUUCGGUUCGGCAUGGGAGCAGCUGGAUUCCUCCGGCGACGGGAGACGGUGCUCUGCUUCUCCGCCCAGCCGCCGCCGCCGGCUCCUCUUGGAACCGCAUGAAACCGUCCGGCGGCCGCCGAAUUCCGCGUCCGGAUUGCUCGAGGUCCCGAGCCGGAAUCGCUCCGAUCAUCUUUUCUGGCGGCGGCGGUGUCUCUCUUCGUCGUGCUUCGGUUUCGUCGAGGGCGAUGGUUCCGGUUCCUUCGUGUCCGAAAAUGGGAAUGUCGCGCCGCGGCGGAGAUCUUCCGGUGACCGUCGGUUGAUUGCUGCUGUUCUCUCUUUAUAUUUUGAUGUGGAUUUGGCUCUCGCUGUUUCGUUCUUGCGCUUGCGCUUGCUUCUUGGAAAGGGAGAUAGAUUGCGGGUCGGUAUUGGCUAAUUGAGGUGCUGCGGGAAUUGAGUUUUUGCGGAGGGGGGUUUGAGGAGGGAGGGAAGGGGAGAGGAAGGAAGGGAAGGGAAGGAAAGGAAAGGAAUGGAGGCGUUGAGCUUGGGGUCGGUGGAUGAUGUGGUGGCGGAGAUCAUGAGGAUCCACAGAUCUCUGCCGACGAGGCCUUCCAUCGACGAGGCCGAGGCGGCCAAGGCGCUGAUCCGCAAUGUGGAGAAGGAAGACCAGGCUAGGCUGGACGCGAUCGCGAGGCAGACCAAGGGCCUCGACGUGCCCGAGGAGUUGUUCAUGAUCCUGCAGGAGAUGCAGAGGAACCUGGUCUAUUACCUGGGCAAAGAGCAGAAGAAGGACGCCGUGAGAUUGCUCGACCUCGAGAAUGUCCACGCGCUGUUCGACGAGUACAUCCAGAGAGCCUCCGAGUGCCUCUCGUCCGGGUCGGAUUCUUACAAGAGGAGUUACUCGAAUGGCUCUGCUUCUAAGGUUUCGAGCGGCGGCGCGAGCGUCGCUGCUGCCGGCCCUGCUUCUGUCUCCGCGGUACCGAAGAAGUCAUUUCCGGGUGCUUCGGCAAGCUCCUAUUACUCAGAGAAGGACCCCGCGAAGAGCGGUGAUUUGUUCACUAGAGACGAUAGUUAUGUGAAGAAGACGAAGUCCUCAUUCUAUUCCGAUGGUAUUGGUGUUAGCCCUGGUGGUUUAUCAACCCCACAGAUACAGGAUUCAACUUUGAAGGCCGGAAGUGCUUUAGGUCAAGAUGGUGAGAAAUUGAGCUUGAUAAAGCUUGCCAGUUUGAUUGAAGUCUCUGCAAAGAAAGGGACUCAAGAACUCAAUCUCCAGAACAAGUUGAUGGACCAAAUCGAAUGGCUUCCCGAUUCAAUUGGAAAACUAUCAAGUUUGGCCAGCAUGGAUCUAUCGGAAAAUCGAUUACUAGCCCUACCUGCAACUAUCGGAGGCCUCUCAUCUUUAACGAAGUUGGAUUUGCAUGCUAACAGAAUUGCUGAACUCCCAGAAUCCAUGGGUGAUCUCCUCAACUUAGUCUUUUUAGAUCUGAGUGCAAACCAACUGGCAUCCCUGCCUGCCAUUUUCAGCAGACUGGUGCGUCUUCAGGAACUUAACUUGAGCUCAAAUAGACUGUCUGCACUUCCUGAGUCGAUAGGAUCUCUUGUUAGCCUGAAGAUCUUGAAUGUGGAGACCAAUGACAUUGAUGAGCUGCCACAUACUAUUGGCCGCUGCUCUUCACUUAGGGAGCUCCUUGCAGAUUAUAACCGGCUGAAGGCCCUUCCGGAAGCAGUAGGGAAGAUUAGUACCUUGGAGGUGUUGUCAGUUCGAUAUAAUAAUAUCAGACAGUUGCCUACUACAAUGGCAUCUCUAUCAAAUUUGAAGGAGCUUAAUGUAAGCUUUAAUGAGCUUGAGUCUGUGCCUGAGAGCUUAUGUUUUGCUACCACGCUCGUCAAGUUGAAUAUAGGCAACAAUUUUGCUGAUCUGAGAUCCCUUCCGAGGUCUAUUGGGAACCUUGAAAUGCUCGAAGAAUUAGAUAUCAGCAAUAACCAAAUACGGGUCCUUCCAGAAUCAUUUAGGAUGUUAACGCGGUUGCGUGUCUUGCGUGUGGAAGAAAAUCCUUUAGAAGUUCCACCAAGAUAUAUUGCAGAAAAGGGUGCACAGGCUGUUGUUCAAUACAUGGAGGAACUUGCUGAGAAAAGGAACCAACCACAACCUGUGAAGCAGAAGAAAGGCUGGGCUCAUAUAUGCUUUUUUUCAAGGUCUAAUAAAAGAAAGCGAGGUGGAGCUGAUUAUGUGAAAACCUGAUUGUGGACGAGCAUACAGGGAUGAAAUGACUGAUACGUCAGCGUUCCCUGAAACCAUUUUUAUUUCAUCGUGUGACCAGGUAUCGGCGGCAUUUUCAGGUAUGACGAGCGCAUUUUGGAAAGCCGACCCUCCCCAUAUUCUGACACGGCGCGACUCUUUUAAACUAUGGCUUGCAUGACUCCCUUCUGAAAACUGUAGAUUUCGUCCUCACCCCCCAAAGUUUUCCUCCCAUUUUCGACUCAAAAAGAUUUACAAAUUUUUCUGCUUUCCCAACUGUUGUGAAUCAACUGUGUAUUCAUCCUUUGUUCUUGGACUUAGCAAAAAUGAGGUGUAUACAAUCAGCCGGCGCAUAAACGGAAGACGACCAUCAUGUUGUUGUAUAUACAAAGACUCGGGUACCUGUCUCUUUCUUUACCCCUCUCUCUUUUGUCCAAUGAGAUCACUCCGACAUCACCCGCGGCAGCAUAGCCUUGAAUCUAUCAGCACCGCUGGUAAUGUCCGAGCAAAAGCUGAAGCCGUGGGACCGCCGCUCCGCUGAUUUUGGCGUUUUCUGUCUCGUGUCGUGGCAGCGGCGGCGGCUCUGAAAUUGGAGAUCCCAAUGCCCAAAGUCCUCCAAUACACGGUCAGUGAGAAAAGAGAGGGUCUUCUUACCUGAAAGUCUUUGAGAUGCGAGGUUGCGUUAGUUGAAUGAUUAACUUUCUCUCAGCUUCUGUAUCUUUGCUUUGAGUUUUGUACUUUUGUUCUCUCUUUGAAUAAUAAUGUAUAGCAGGUGGGCCAUGAGAAUGGGGAGGAUGAA
This is a messenger RNA of Syzygium oleosum, 3091 nucleotides long. RefSeq names its product plant intracellular Ras-group-related LRR protein 4. Lineage: Eukaryota; Viridiplantae; Streptophyta; Magnoliopsida; Myrtales; Myrtaceae. Gene Ontology annotation, molecular function: protein binding. Bases 583 to 2295 code for a protein of 570 amino acids. The transcript is spliced from 4 exons. The record is from RefSeq and is a predicted model, not a curated record.